AUGCAAAAUCAACCAUUCUACGACGCCAUGCUUGGUAUUUCCUCUCAGCAACCUUCUCAGAGAGUGCGAGCCUCAGGAGGCGAUUUUGGCCUCUUGCCAGUCACUCCUGGCGCGUCGAGCAGCACAUUGCAUGAUAUGGAAUUGGCCUAUGGUACCGCAUCUUACCCUGGAUCAGGUCGAAACCAGCGAUACCAAGAUGCUUCGUCGCUCUCGAAUAAUAUGUCUGAAUACGACAUGAUGCACCUUCUGCAAAACGUUCCUCAAAGAACUACGUGCCGGUGCGGAGGAUCAACAAUGUCACCGCAGUAUCCCGUCAAUUCUACGUCGGCGAUGGGACCUUCUCACUACAACUCGUUUAUGCCUCCUAGCAUGGAUGCUGCAGCUAUGGCAGCGACCCAAAGCGAGCGCGUUCACAACGCAUACUACUCCUCAGGCGCCCCGUCGAUUACGAAUAAACCAGGUGCUCAUGACGCCCAGUAUUUCCUACCAGAAUUUACCUCCGUCCAAGACGUACCUUUCGAUGCUAUGGACAACUGGAACGAUAUGAGCGCCGAGCUCAUGGCGUCCAUGAAUCAAUUUAUUCCUCAUGCCGGACUACCAUCCCUCAUGCCGCCCUCCCCAUACUACGAAACAUCCCCCGAUACCUCUCCGUCACCUUCAGACUCCCCCAGAUCAGAUCACGAGUAUUUCAACCGCCUUUACGACUCGUCAGAGCCCUCAUCGUCCCACCGUUCCUCCCCAAAACCCUCUUCAGCCAAACAAUGCUCACAUUGUAGGGCGACGUCAACUCCUCUAUGGCGACGAGAGCCGACCACUCUCAAACCGCUCUGCAACGCUUGUGGGCUAUACCUUCAGCAGAGGAACAAACUACGGCCGCAAGAACUCAUCGACGCAGAUGAUGACGAAGAGGGUCCUGUUGAUCCAUCUGGAGACAUGUCAGGGCCUGAAUGCAGCCAUUGCCAUACUCGGCAGACAUCCGUUUGGAGGAGAAGUAAGACGGGAGCACAGCUCUGUAACGCCUGCGGGGUUUACUCGCGGCUAAGGGGCAAAGAUAGGCCACUGUCCCUGAAGAGAAACAAGAUCAAGCCUCGGUCCAAGCACCCCUCGAAAUGA
Molecule: messenger RNA, 1113 nt
Organism: Pleurotus ostreatus (oyster mushroom)
Lineage: Eukaryota; Fungi; Basidiomycota; Agaricomycetes; Agaricales; Pleurotaceae
Exons: 2
Coding region: 1-1113 (370 amino acids)
Biological process (GO): positive regulation of transcription by RNA polymerase II; negative regulation of transcription by RNA polymerase II
Molecular function (GO): RNA polymerase II cis-regulatory region sequence-specific DNA binding; zinc ion binding; DNA-binding transcription factor activity, RNA polymerase II-specific
Source: RefSeq, a predicted model, not a curated record